Populus euphratica (Euphrates poplar) is the source of this 3362-nucleotide messenger RNA. RefSeq names its product beta-galactosidase-like. NCBI's taxonomy places the organism in Eukaryota, Viridiplantae, Streptophyta, Magnoliopsida, Malpighiales, Salicaceae. Bases 298 to 2940 code for a protein of 880 amino acids. The transcript has 18 exons. The record is from RefSeq and is a predicted model, not a curated record. Gene Ontology annotation, molecular function: carbohydrate binding; hydrolase activity, hydrolyzing O-glycosyl compounds. Gene Ontology annotation, biological process: carbohydrate metabolic process.
UCUCUUGUCUUGUAAUAAUAACAAACACAACACUUGUAUCCCUUCCACUCCUCUUUCUUCACAUUAAACUCCGCCAACUUCCCUCUCUUUUGUUCUCUUUCAGAACAAGAAAUUAAUAUUUCUUACGCGUUCGUAAUCUCUUUCUUCGUAAUGUAUGUAGAAAGCAAUUAAAGCUCUCUCUCUAUAAAUACUCAAUAUACAGACGCACACAGACAAGGAGGGAAAGGGAAAAAGUAGAUACAUACAAAGAGCAAAAGUCUAUUGCUUAGGGUGCGUGGCAUAGCUAGAAACAGAAUUAUGUGUAACGUGUUCUUGUUGCUGCUGCUGCUGCAACUUUUAUUCUUCUUCUCUUCACGGAUUUCUACUGUUACAGCCUCUGUGUCCUAUGAUCAUAAAGCUGUUAUAAUCAAUGGGCAGAGAAGGAUUCUUAUUUCUGGCUCAAUACACUACCCAAGAAGCACUCCUGAGAUGUGGCCUGAUCUUAUUCAAAAGGCCAAAGAUGGAGGAGUGGAUGUGAUUCAAACUUAUGUCUUCUGGAAUGGACAUGAACCCUCUCCUGGAAACGUAAUGCAAAUUCCUUUCUAUUCUGGCUUUUGCGUUUGCUGUGCCUUCUUCCUCUUCUUCUUGUUUUGUUUUCAUUUCAAGUUUCUAACUCGAUUGAUCUUCACUCUUUGGGGGAAAAAAAAUCAGUAUUAUUUUGAGGACAGGUAUGAUUUGGUUAAGUUCAUCAAGCUGGUUCAACAAGCAGGCCUUUAUCUUCAUCUGCGGAUUGGCCCCUAUAUUUGUGCUGAAUGGAACUUUGGGGGAUUUCCUGUGUGGCUAAAAUAUGUUCCUGGUAUUGAAUUUAGAACCGACAACGGGCCUUUCAAGGCGGCAAUGCAAAAGUUCACAGAGAAGAUUGUUGGCAUGAUGAAGUCAGAAAAGUUGUUCGAAAAUCAAGGAGGCCCAAUAAUUCUUUCCCAGAUAGAAAAUGAAUAUGGACCAGUGGAAUGGGAAAUUGGUGCACCUGGUAAAGCCUAUACAAAAUGGGCAGCUGACAUGGCAGUGAAGCUUGGUACAGGAGUCCCAUGGAUUAUGUGCAAGCAAGAAGAUGCCCCAGAUCCCAUGAUAGACACCUGCAAUGGAUUCUACUGUGAAAACUUCAAACCAAACAAGGACUAUAAACCCAAAAUAUGGACAGAAGCCUGGACUGGCUGGUAUACUGAAUUUGGUGGUGCUGUUCCUCAUAGGCCAGCAGAAGACAUGGCAUUUUCAGUCGCAAGGUUCAUACAAAAUGGUGGUUCAUAUAUUAACUACUAUAUGUACCAUGGAGGAACUAACUUCGGAAGAACCGCUGGCGGUCCCUUCAUUGCCACUAGCUACGAUUAUGAUGCCCCUCUUGAUGAAUUCGGAUUACCAAGGGAACCAAAGUGGGGGCAUUUGAGAGAUUUGCACAAAGCCAUCAAGCUAUGUGAACCUGCUUUAGUUUCUGUUGAUCCCACUGUAACAUCACUUGGGAGUAAUCAAGAGGUUCAUGUAUUCAAGUCAAAGUCGGUAUGUGCUGCAUUUCUUGCCAACUAUGAUACAAAAUACUCUGUGAAGGUGACCUUUGGUAAUGGACAAUAUGAAUUGCCGCCUUGGUCCAUCAGCAUUCUCCCUGAUUGCAAGACUGUGGUUUAUAACACAGCAAGGCUCGGUUCCCAAAGCUCACAAAUGAAAAUGGUUCCAGCGAGUAGCUCAUUUUCCUGGCAAUCAUACAAUGAAGAAACUGCAUCAGCUGAUGAUGAUGAUACAACUACAAUGAAUGGGUUGUGGGAGCAAAUAAAUGUGACAAGGGAUGCCACAGACUACUUGUGGUACCUGACAGAUGUCAAAAUAGACGCCGAUGAAGGAUUUCUGAAGAGUGGACAGAAUCCUCUUCUCACAAUUUUCUCCGCUGGCCAUGCUUUGCAUGUAUUUAUCAAUGGUCAACUAGCAGGAACCGCGUAUGGGGGAUUAUCAAAUCCUAAGUUGACGUUUAGCCAGAACAUCAAAUUGACAGAAGGGAUUAACAAGAUCUCUUUGUUGAGUGUUGCUGUUGGUCUCCCGAACGUUGGCCUGCAUUUUGAGACAUGGAAUGCCGGGGUUCUAGGUCCAGUCACCCUGAAGGGUCUGAAUGAGGGGACGAGAGACCUGUCAGGGCAGAAAUGGUCAUACAAGAUUGGUCUGAAAGGUGAAUCACUGGGCCUUCAUACUGCUAGCGGGAGUGAAUCUGUUGAAUGGGUGGAGGGAUCACUAUUGGCUCAAAAACAAGCACUGACCUGGUACAAGACAGCUUUUGAUGCACCACCAGGCAAUGAUCCCCUGGCUUUAGAUAUGAGUAGCAUGGGGAAAGGUCAGAUGUGGAUAAAUGGACAAAAUAUAGGACGGCACUGGCCAGGAUAUAUAGCUCAUGGCAGUUGUGGUGACUGCAAUUAUGCUGGAACUUUUGAUGACAAAAAAUGCCGGACUAAUUGUGGGGAGCCCUCACAGAGAUGGUACCAUGUUCCUCGCUCAUGGCUUAAGCCGAGUGGGAAUCUCUUAGCUGUGUUUGAAGAAUGGGGUGGUGAUCCAACUGGAAUUUCUUUUGUCAAAAGAACUACUGCAAGUGUCUGUGCUGAUAUCUUUGAAGGGCAGCCGGCGUUGAAGAACUGGCAGGCGAUAGCCUCAGGCAAAGUCAUCAGCCCGCAACCCAAAGCCCACUUGUGGUGCCCUCCGGGACAGAAGAUAUCUCAGAUAAAGUUUGCUAGCUUCGGAAUGCCUCAGGGCACAUGUGGAAGCUUUCGGGAGGGGAGCUGCCAUGCCCACAAGUCAUACGAUGCCUUUGAAAGAAAUUGUGUUGGAAAGCAGUCAUGCUCAGUGACUGUAGCUCCUGAAGUUUUCGGAGGAGAUCCAUGUCCAGAUAGUGCAAAGAAGCUAUCAGUUGAGGCUGUCUGCAGCUGAAGUCCUGAAAUUCCAAAAGCUCUACGCAAAGAAUUGAAAUCCCAGAUUACUCCAUUUCAGUACAUAGACAUUACAUUACAUCCUUUUAAGAUUUUCAGGCAUGUAGAUUACAGAUUUCCAAGGUCCAUGGAACCGGAGAAAUCAUAAAAAAAAAAAAAAAUACAGAAUUUGGCAAAGCCAGAUGAAGAUUGUGAAGCGGUUGAAAGAUGCUUUAGGUACAUAGGCAAGCUAUUAUCUGUCAUACAUCAUAAACAGGCUACAUAUAGUCUGGAAGCUUUUAGUCUUGCAAAUUCAUACAGGCAAGUCUUUAGCGUGCAGCGGUUGAGUAUUUGUAAGUUUGUACCUUGCAAAAUAAAAUGCAAAGGAAUAUAACUAAUAGCAUUCCAAUGGAAUUUGAAUUGUGAAUUUUCUAUAUUAAAGCU